CUGUCAGUCGGAGAUCCUUCCUCUGUCUGUAGAAAGAAAUGCUGGAGAGCUCCGUUUCCAAAUGAUCCCACCAGAUGACCUUUCACCGUACUUUGUGGCGUACCCGGGCCAGUACAGUUUUAUGUUGGACGAACCACAUAGAUGUCGGCAAGAAAGCCCAUUCUUGGUUCUUAUGAUCCCAGUCGCACCCCACAACAGCAAGGCCCGUGACAUGAUACGCAACACGUGGGGCAAAGAAACAACGGUGCUGGGCAGAGUGGUCAGCCGCUACUUCCUCCUGGGACUGACCCACGAUGAAGGUGGGGCAGGAACCAUCAAAGAGCAAGUGAUACAGGAAAGCCAGAGACAUCACGAUAUCAUCCAGAGUGACUUCUUGGAUAGCUACAAUAACCUCACCAUUAAAACCAUGGUCAUGUUCGAAUGGCUCAGCUCCCAUUGCCCCAACACCUCCUACGCCAUGAAAGUCGACUCGGACAUGUUCCUUAACGUCCACAAACUGGUCGACAUGCUUUCGAAAGCCCCCCGACACCUCUACAUGACGGGAAUGGUGGCGAGGGCUGCAUCUGUUCUUAGAGACAACACAUCAAAGUGGUUUCUGCCUGUUUCCGUCUUCCCCGGGUCCACCUACGCACCGUAUGCCCUGGGACUGGGCUAUGUGUUCUCACUGGAUUUACCCAAGAGGAUACUGGAGGCUUCUGCACAUGUUAAGGCUGUUUACAUCGAAGACGUCUACGUGGGAAUGUGCAUGAGGCAUUUGGGAAUCGCACUGACGGAUCCUCCUAGUCCUUAUUUGUUUAGGGGAUUGGCGCCUUACUGGGUAAGCAAAUGUUACUGGACCUCGGUCAUUACAACAAUACUAGAGAACUCUGAACAGCUUUCACAAGCAUGGGGAGAAUAUCAGUCUCAACAUGGCUGUGGACACUGA
Anoplopoma fimbria (sablefish) is the source of this 925-nucleotide messenger RNA. Its product is annotated as beta-1,3-galactosyltransferase 2-like. Bases 62 to 925 code for a protein of 287 amino acids. The transcript has 3 exons. The record is from RefSeq and is a predicted model, not a curated record. Gene Ontology annotation, cellular component: membrane. NCBI's taxonomy places the organism in Eukaryota, Metazoa, Chordata, Actinopteri, Perciformes, Anoplopomatidae. Gene Ontology annotation, molecular function: N-acetyl-beta-D-glucosaminide beta-(1,3)-galactosyltransferase activity.